UGGUUGGGGCUUCUGGGAGUUCUACCCGCACACCUCCCUGCCUGCCUGCCCGCCCACCCUUGAGGCGCGCCUAUCUGUCCCGGCCGGGGCAGGACUAGGAAGCUGUUAUACGAUCGAUGUCUUUGUGUGCGAACGCUUACGAGAGAGAAUUGCGGUUCGUCGGCACGUGCAUAUUUCCAUAAUGUGUGAAGCAGGCUUCCAUCCCGGCCGACAAAACGAGUAAGGGGAGAUGUGAUCAUUGAGCGACUCUUCUGAGGAGAGCGUAGCAGCGAGUCGUUUCGGAACCAGAGACAAGAGAACAUGGGACACCCCCCUUUGGAGUUCAGCGACUGCUCGGCGGACAGUCCUGGUUUCAGGGAGAGACUAAAGUGCUAUGAGCAGGAGCUGGAGAGGACCAGCCGCUUCCUGAAGGAUGUCAUCAAGGACGGUAACAGUGUGAUCAGCGCAAUCAAGAACUACUCCUUGGCUGUCCAGAAGUUUUCACAGACCCUGCAGUCCUUCCAGUUUGAUUUUAUUGGAGAUUCCCUGACUGAUGACGAGAUGAAUAUUGCUGAGUCUUUUCGGGAGUUUGCAGGACUACUGCAAGAAGUAGAGGACGAAAGAAUGAUGCUGGUUCAGAAUGCAUGUGAUUUACUAAUCAAGCCCUUGGAGAAAUUUCGCAAAGAGCAGAUUGGUGUGACUAAGGAGAAAAAGAAGAAAUUUGAGAAAGAAGGAGAAAGAUUUUAUUCACAAUUGGACAAACACUUGCAGUUAUCUUCUAAGAAGAAGGAAACCCACCUACUGGAGGCAGAUGUUCAACUAGACAAGGAGCGCCUCAAUUUUUAUGAAGCAUCAGUGGAGUAUGUAUACCAGAUUCAACAGGUGCAGGACAGAAAGAAGUUUGAUGUUGUGGAGCCAGUACUGGCUUUUCUUCACAGCUUGUUCACUCUGAACAAUCUAACUGUAGAAAUGAGCCAAGACUUCAUGCCAUACAAGCAACAGCUUCAGCUCAGCCUACAGAAUACACGAAACCGUUUUGAAAGCACACAAGAAGAGAUGGAGGAGCUAAUGAAGCGAAUGAAAGACUCACCGCAGCUGUGCAAGAUUCCAGGCCAACCAAUAAUUGAAGGAUACCUCUACUCACAGGAAAAGUGGGCACUGGGUGUGACCUGGGUAAAAUAUUACUGUAAAUAUGACAAGGACAACAAGCUACUCAUUAUGAAUUCCACUGAACAGAAGACUACAGGGCGGACGAGUACUAUUGAGUUAAAGGUCAAGUCCUGCAUUCGACGGAAAACUGAUUCCAUCGACAAGAGGUUCUGCUUUGAUAUUGAAGCAUAUGACAGGCCUGGGACUAUUACCUUACAGGCACUCUCAGAAUCGAACAGACGGCUGUGGAUAGAGGCAAUGGAUGGCAAAGAGCCUAUUUACCAUUCUCCCAUUGCGAAGCAGGCAGAAAUGGAACUUAAUGAAGUUGGCUUCAGGUUUGUCAGAAAAUGCACCAAUGCUGUUGAGACCAAAGCAAUCACACAAGAGGGCGUCUACAGGACUGUUGGCAGUAACAUCCAAGUACAGAAAUUGCUGAAUGCCUUCUUUGACCCAAAGUGCCCAGGAGAUGUUGACCUUCAAAGUGGGGACUGGGAUGUGAAUACCAUUACAAGCUCAAUGAAGUUUUACUUGCGGAGUCUGUCAGAGCCGCUGAUGACGUACAAACUCAAUCGAGACCUCAUUCUAGCUGCCAAGUCAGACAACCUUGACUAUCGGUUGGGAUCCAUCCAUUGGCUGGUGUACAAACUACCAGAAAAGAAUCGAGAAAUGCUGGAGCUGCUCAUUAGACACCUAGCUAUUGUCUGUAGUCACUGUGAAGAGAACCUGAUGAGUGCAUCUAACAUGGGUGUGAUCUUUGGGCCAACUUUGAUGAGGGCACAAGAAGAAACAGUGGCAGCCAUGAUAAACAUCAAGUUCCAGAACAUAGUUGUGGAGAUUCUUAUUGAAGACUGUGAAAAGAUCUUCUCUGCUCCCCCAGAGGACCCAGCACUACCUCCACUUCCUCCACCACGGGCCCCUCCCCGGAAACGGCAGCCAAUCACCAUCUCCAAGCGCCCCCCACGCCCACGGCCUCUUGUCAACCAUAUCCAUUCCCAAGAGGCCAACGGCUCUAGCAGCUUGCCUAUAAAUGGUGCUGAACCAGAAGUUGGCACACAGUCAAGCCCCAUCCCUCUGCAAAGGACGAAGCUAUCAAACUGCAGUCCCCGGAUCAGUGAGGGUGAGGAAGGGAUUAGGGCUGCCCAGCUGUUAAGAGUGGCACCACGCACUGAGCGGCACUCAGACUCUGAAGUAGCAAAGUUGGUGUCUCGGAUCCAGGAUACAGCCAAUGGGGAAGGGAGCAAUAACUCUGCUGGUAGCUCAUGGACAUCACCCUCUGGGACAAGGCAGCCAGUGCAGCGCAGCACUGCCAUUAGCAGAGAUGGGGAUGGUGUGACAAAAAACAAGUUACCAGGAGAGAAGCCAAUUAUCACAAGACCUCCAAUGAGACCCCCUGAUCCCCCAAACAGAUCCCCGGCUUCCCAGAAACCAGCAUGCCCAGAAACAACAGAGGAGAUUCCUUCUUCUUCUUAUGUUGCAUCCAAAGCGAAGUUUUUUGAAAAUGCUUCAAGGCAGUCUGGGAGCAGUUUCAUAUCUUCUUCAUUCACUGGAGCUUCGGCGAGAGAUGAGACUUAAAAGAAGAGACUUUUUGGCUGGUAGCUCUUCUCUCAUUGCCACCCAGUUCCUCAUGUUCCCUCUGCUGUGCCAGGAGGAGUCAACCCGUUAGCAAUGCUGAGGAACCAUCUUCCCACUCCAGCUCUCUGUGGCAUGGCACUUAAGAGAAACUGCAGCCUUCUCCUUCUGUUUUGAAUCCCUCAUUGUCACCUGUGGUCGCCAUUAAGAGAAUAUUGCACAAAGGACACUGCUAAAGUGUGGAUUUGCUUUUCAGAACUGUAGGAUCCCAGAUCUGUCAGUUUAAUGGCCUCAUGUCACUACUCCUUGGUGCCUUUUGUUUUCCAAGUGGAGAUAUGAGAACUGUGCUAAGAUAUCUCUUAAGACCCAUUCCCAGUAAAGAACUUUUUACUCCUCUGCAGUGCACAACUGGCAUUUGAAAAGGUUUCACUUAACAGCCAGUGGUGAUUGUUCUCCGUGUCGUACAAAGCUGCCUUUCUUCAUAUUGAUGGUGCCAUUUUGGUCUCUUGUUAUUGACGCUCGCCUUUUCUUUGUACCUCUGUGCUUUGUUGUCACAUGGACUCCCGUGCUUUUCUUAACUGUUUAUGUCUCCCUUAAUGUGAAUGUGAAAUGUGAAGUGCUCCCGGCUAUUUUUUUUUUUUGUGGCCAUCACAAUUCUUACGUGGUGAACGCUAUCACACCACUAUUAUUGUGUUAGCAAGGUGUUCCUUCACAAAGAGAGCAGCCCAGACAAUCUGGUGUUGUUAUGCAAAUGCUUUGUCAAAUCUAAAGUGCUUGGGUGGGGUGAGUGUUUGUCAUACCCUACGCAUCUGAAGGCUGCCAUUUGCCUACUUUUCCUGUGAAGUGCUACAGCUGGACUGGAGACUUGUUUCUUAUGAUCUUCUCCCCAGGAGUCCCUCUUAGACCUUAGCUCCCAAGUGCAAGUGCCACUAGCAGCCUUAUGACCUGUUACUUUGUCCCAUCCGUACAGCCUUCUGUAAUGCCAAUAGGACCCCAGUAGAGGCAUAGCUGUUAGGCUGUCAUGAAUAUCCUGUUUUUUUCGCACUGACUGUCACAUGUGUCUGUCAAAGGCUUGUUGCAUGAGCUGUUCUGCCAGAAGUUUCCAGAUGUGGUUGCCUCCUCCCCACCCUUCAGCUUUCAUUUCCUGAUACUUGAACUAUCAGCGGUCCAAUAAUCUGUCCGACUCUUUUCUUUUAAUAUCUCUUAAUGAACGUGGGGUGGAGGUAGAGACAACUGUCGGGCUGAUGGCCUGUCACCUCAGUGACAUCAUUUGGUAAGGAGGGGGAAACAUGGCUGGAAGGCUGACACCCAUGUUUGUUUUGGUAGUUGUCACUGGCUGCAUUUCUCUGAUGGAGACAUAUCGAUCUUGGUUCACUCGCACCUUCACGUUCAGCUUUAUUCUGAUUGUUCCUUUGGUUACUUGGUAGGAGUACUGCUAGGGGCUUGAUGACCUGUUGCUUCUUACCAUCCCUGCAGAGAUGCCGCUGGCCGACUGUUUACUUGUCCUACUCCCUCAAACCCCAAUGCCUUUUAUACUAGACAACAGAUCUCUCUCUCAUGUUGUCUCACUUCAACAUUUCUGGCUGGCUGUCUUGUGCUGCAGUGCCAGAGAGAUGUCAAGCUUGUACAACUGGUGUCAGCGUUGGGGGAAAGGGGAGUUACAAGCACAAAAUGUGACACAUCCACAUUUAUCUUCCUGCUGGCCAUAUGUUACUUAAAGAAAAAAAGUGAAUAUGUUGCUUUCAUAGACGACAGCUGUGUUCUUGUAAGACUGUCUUGUGAUGUUGGUACGUUUUUUAAUGUUCAGAUUGUGGUCUUUUUAUUGUAUGCUGCUUAGGAUGGGUGCUACAUGGUGAGUAAGUCCUGUACCGUUCAGAACUUCCAAUAAAUACACAAUUAACCAGA
Molecule: messenger RNA, 4602 nt
Organism: Polypterus senegalus (gray bichir)
Lineage: Eukaryota; Metazoa; Chordata; Cladistia; Polypteriformes; Polypteridae
Gene: ophn1
Product: oligophrenin 1
Exons: 24
Coding region: 301-2700 (799 amino acids)
Biological process (GO): signal transduction
Cellular component (GO): cytoplasm
Molecular function (GO): GTPase activator activity; protein binding
Source: RefSeq, a predicted model, not a curated record